Molecule: messenger RNA, 387 nt
Organism: Entrophospora candida
Lineage: Eukaryota; Fungi; Glomeromycota; Glomeromycetes; Entrophosporales; Entrophosporaceae
Source: the annotation of a GenBank genome assembly
AUGUUUGCACCCUUAGAAAAUAAAAUUAGUUAUUUACACAAUUACAAAGAAAUAUAUAAAGCUAUUUCCAACAUUCAAAUAUUUUUAUUACAAAGUUGUGGCGAAAGGAUGAAAAUAUACAUUGUUGAUUUUCCAUCCAAUUCAUUCGGCAGAGUCAGAGAAUAUUGUGAUCUGGAAGUUCCAUAUAAAAGUACAUCGGAAAUUGAACUACAAAGAUUCAUAGGAACCUUGUUUAGAAUAAGGGAUCAUAUGGAAAGCAAUAUCAAACUCGUCAGAAAAAUUAGCACCGGACUUUCAAACAAUUUCAACGGAAUUCCAGGAAGAGGUCCAUCAAGGACUGACAUCAGAAAAUCUUAUUCACAUCCCUCACCACCUCACAAUAAUUAG